GACUUGGAAGAAAAUCCUCCACGGAUUCAGUGCUGAUUGACGCCGUGCCGCGCUGAAAGCGAUGGCCGAAGCCGAAGAAAAGGCCAAAGACGGACAGUCGAUCAUCGAGAUUUUCAAGAAGUUCGACACCAACAGCGAUGGUGUCAUUUCAAAGGAGGAGCUGACGCAGUUGCUGAAUGCCUUGGGCCCUGAGAUGUUUACAAAGGAUUCCUUGGAAACGCUCCUUUCCGCCAUGGACUCCAACAACGAUGGCAAGGUUCAAUAUGCAGAGUUUGUGCACUGGCUGACCGGUGAGGACGAAGACGAGGCGCACAAAGUCUGGUCUGUCACGAUGCCUGGUAAGAUGUUGCCGAAAGGCGCAUUAGCCAGAUUGGAUGCAAUUAUCGGCAUGUCGCCCCAUUUGUCUGGAAAUGUCACCUACCAAGAUGCUCGAAAAGCACUGGACAAGGGUGAGGAGAAAAGCGCUUUCCUGCUUUCAGACAAGCUUUUGCUGCAGCUAGAGGCGGAUGCCAAUCGCAUUGAUGCAGCCUUCAUCCGAUUUGACUACAGCGGAAGUGGCACGUUGGAUGCAUCUGAAGUUGCGGCCAUGUUCCAAUACCUGGGCUUUCCGAAUCCCGAAGAGGAUGAUGGAGUCAAAGCACUCGUCAAGAAGUUGGACAAGGCCACCAACGAAGAAUUUAAGCAUUUCGUGGAGGAGUUUGGAGGCUGCGAUGCGCUCUUCGAACGUCGACGUGCUCGAGCCUUGCGGGACCGAGCCACCACCAGUGGCUCAAGCACGUCCUUGAGCUCGUUGCCUCGGGAGGAGAUCCAGGAACACAUGCUGUGCGCCGGGAUUGAGAAAGAUGCACAAGCCUACUGGGAGUUGAUUCUGCCUCCCUCAGAGCUGGAGAACGUUUGUUUGCUCACAGGCUGUCAAAAGAAAGCCGUGUGCAACAUCCGGCAGAUUGCUAAGGUGAAUCACCAGAACGCGCUUCCGGUCUUGCAACGCCGUGUGGCUUCGCUCGGCUUCAAGGACAUGGAUCUGUGGACCACCCUGUCAUGGGUCCGCGACUUUGCGCCUUUGAUCAUCCACAUCCAUUUCGAUAAGAUGUGCAGGUUUCUCUUGGAGGACACGCACUAUCGUUCACAGUUUGAGACCGGAAGCUCCUGUGGCUUGAACAACCGUGAGGUCCGUGAUCGAUGGGAGCGCGACCUCUUUCAAGGCGCCUACACGGGUUGCCGUGACUUCGAGCGGCCCAAGUAUGGCGUGCUCAAUGUGCACAAUGACUAUCGCGGCGUGGUCCGCGCCAAGCAGUAUGGUGACUGCUACAUGGUUUUGAAAGAUGCGCGUUUACGCACCACCUUCUCUCCGGAGGACUCGGCGAAUCUGAAGGCCGAACGGCUCGCUUGCCUGGACUACUACGCACAUGUGCUGGUGGAGUACACCGACGACGAGCUGCGAGAAACGCUGAAGGUGGCCACCACGGGGAAGCUCGGCAGUUCGGACGCCAUUCUGGCGAAGGAGCUCAAGUACAAAGAGGCCCAGUUCCACGGCGAGGUGGCCUUCGCUCGCCACGUGGAACGCCUGGUGCUGCCCAAGGUGGACAAAUAUAUUGAUCGUGAGGAUGACAUCAAAGCAGUGUGCUCCAAGAAUGGCUGGGAGUGGUGCUGGAUGGAGGAGGAGAAAGAACGGCGAGAAAAGCUGGAGGCGGAAGAUAAAGCUUCGGACGACAAGAUCAAUGCCUGGAGGGCCAAGCUAAAGGCCAUGGCAGAAGGCCCCAACGACGACGUGACGGUGCCCGCAGGUUUCUGCAAGAAGGGCUGUGGCAAACCGGUCGCUCCAGGGCUCACGAAGAACGGCAAUCCCUACAAGACCUGCUGUCGAGGAUGUGCCUUGGGCUUCGGCCACGAUUUGCGCUGCGGCCUCAAGGCUGGUGAGCGACCUCCUUGCAAGAUGAACUGCGGCAUGUUGGCAGCUCCAGGCACCACCUCGAAGGGACGGCCAUUGGACACCUGCUGUCGUGGUUGUGCCAAGGGAGGUGACCAUGACGCCAGAUGCCAUGGAGACCCUGCGGAUUAAGGCAGCUUCAAAGAGACAAAAAGAGCGAUUUAAGGACAAAAGGAAAACAAAGCACUGG
Molecule: messenger RNA, 2117 nt
Organism: Durusdinium trenchii
Lineage: Eukaryota; Dinophyceae; Suessiales; Symbiodiniaceae
Source: the annotation of a GenBank genome assembly